Musca domestica (house fly) is the source of this 2734-nucleotide messenger RNA. Its product is annotated as protein scylla. Bases 560 to 1345 code for a protein of 261 amino acids. Gene Ontology annotation, cellular component: cytoplasm. The transcript has 2 exons. The record is from RefSeq and is a predicted model, not a curated record. Gene Ontology annotation, biological process: apoptotic process; regulation of TOR signaling; negative regulation of signal transduction. NCBI's taxonomy places the organism in Eukaryota, Metazoa, Arthropoda, Insecta, Diptera, Muscidae.
CGGUGGUAUAGUAGCUUCUCGAUACAUGAUACAGAUACAGAACAAGUGAAGAUACGCAAAGCAAAAGCCAUCUGCCAUUUCAUAUCUCUAUCUAUCUGUGUUAUUAAUUUUUAACGUAAAUUACAAAAAUUUAAGAAGAGUUCUAUGUACGAAGAACGCUAGCUACAACAGGAACAAUUGCCAUUUGUGUUAACAGAAAAUUGUGAUAAAGUUAAUAAUUCUGCAAACAAAUAAUAAUAACGAACUGUGAUUGACAAAAUUAAUUUUUGGAAAAUAGUUAUCAUCUUUGCAGCAAUAACAAAAACACAAUCAUCUAACAAAAGUUGUGAAAUAAAAACAAAAGACAAAAAAGCAUAAUUGUGAUAAAUCAGUUCAUAACAACUUCUUGUGUCUGGCAAACCUUUACAUUUAAAGGUAUUUCGAAACUCGAUGAACAUCUUCGAGAAGUUUCGUGAAUCAAAACGGACAAAGAAAAAUAAAUAAAAAUCCGUGCAAGUUUUUCUUCACUGCAAUUAACUUGAAAAAUAAAUUUGUUGAUUUCGACCGACUAAAGAAAAUUAUGAAAAUGGAAAUUUUAGCCGUUCAGCAGUUUUACCAUCCGUCAGAUUUUGCCGGUUUGGGGUCUAAUAAAAUCAGAGAUUGGACCUCACCUUUAACUCCACCACCAGAGGCCACAACCAAGGCCACCACAAAUUUGCCCUACAAUCAAACAAAUACCGUCAACAAAAUGAAAUGCAGUAUUAACAAUCAAAAGAACAAACGUUUGUCCGAAAGCCAAAGCAAGCGUACACCAACAUCUCCAGUGCUAGCAUCAACAGCUACUAAUCCCAAAAACACUAACAGCAAUCAGGGUACCACCACCACCCACAAUAAUAUAUACUACAGUGAAGAUUUCGAUGCCACAGCCAUUAAUGACUUGUCCCUACGUUUGCUGGAUGAGCUAAGGGCCGCCAAGAGCCGUCAUUUAUCUUGCACUGAAGUCUCACUACCCUGUGAUCUCACACCACGCAUUGCAGCUGAAAUUUUACGCCUAUCGGAGAAGGAACCAUGUGGUCUGCGCGGUUGCACCAUUUACAUCGAAUUCGAAGAUGAACCGAAUAAUUCCCGACGCAUUGCCUCACUCAAAUUGGAUAAGGAAACAGUAUCUACAUUUGAGAUAUAUUUGACUUUGCGCCAGGAUCAUCGAGGCUGGACCGCCCUGUUGCCACAGUUUAUGAAGGGUCUGUCGCGUACCAUAACCAUUAGUCCCGAAUUUAACAUCACCAAGAACAAGCUAUACUCUCCCUUGAUGAGUAGUAGUUAUAGCUAUACCAGUUCUAAGGCCAUUUCAACGCCCACAGCAUAAAUUCACCACCCCUCAGCACCCACCUUGAAAACACUCAAUAAUCCCACCUACAAAACAGACCCAGCUGGCAAAUCUCUGCAAACAGCAACCCUUAAACCUGAUAUCAAUGCGUGAACUGUGUCUCCUUUAGUUUUUAAGUUUCUUUUUGUGUUCUUCUUUUCUGUUGUCUGUCAUUCGUGCGAUUUAAUUAUGAAACUAAGCUAUCGAAUAUCUUUUAUACCCCUGAACCCCCACCCUGUACCAAAUCCCAAUGUUUGUUGUAAGAAAUCCAGAAUAUUAUCUGGAAAAUUUGUCAAAACGUCCCAAGUUCUGGGAUAUCAUUGCACAUAUCCCUUAACUCAAGGCUGCCAAUUAGUAAACGCGAAGCAACAACAACAAAACUCAUGAAAAGAAUGUGAUACUUAUUAAGAUGCUAAGUUUUAAUCUAAAACAAAAACAAAUCAUGUGAAAUAUAAAAUGUGUUAAAAUUGCAACAAAAUCUUAAAAUUAAAAGCAAAACAAAACGUACUCCCCUUCCCCAAAACGAUACUCCUCGAAUCAUUCACAAACACACACAAUGUGUGUGUCUGUGGGUGAACAUGUAGGUCUAUCCAAGUAACGAAUGUCGAUUUGACUAAAUUCAAAGAAUUUCCAAAAUUUUUUGAUAUUUAUUUAAUAUUAAUUAUAAGUUCUUGUGUACUUUAAUUUAAAAAACAAAACAAAAACGAAAGAAACUGCGAUAUUUUGCUUACAUCCUCUCCAUGUGGAGAGGUUCAAGCAUUUAGUUUGUAAAAAAAUCAUAAAAACAAAACGCAAAACGAAAUGAAAUCCAUUUAUUUUCUUUAAAAACCAUUUUCCAUAAUGUUCUCAUUUUUAUCAUUUUCAAAUGAUAUUCUUUUUUUAUUGGCCAUCUAUCAUCUUUUAUUCAGUUUUGAUACGCGAACAUACCAUAAAUGUCCCAUUUAUAGAGUUAUAAAGAAAAACUUUGUAUUUAUUUUAAUUGUGUACGAAAUAAUUUUUGUCAACUUUUUGUCAUAAUGAAAUGUAUUAUUUUUAAUUUAAACAUAAAAACACAAGAAGAUGCAUAAAUAUUCCCUGCCUCUAUUUUUAAUAUAAGUAGCAAUGGCAAUGAUGAUGAAAUAUGUCCUCAACAGGAAAUGAAAUCGAAAAUGUAUUAAUGUUAAUAUUUUUAAGUUUGUUUCAAUAUUUUUUAUAUUUAAAGAAUACAAAAAUCCAACAACAACAAAAACCACAUGAUCUUAAUUUUGUAACCAAAAAUAAAACAAAACAAAAAAAAACAAUUAAAAAAAUAAAAUUAAAUAUAAAAUGUGUUCAGAAAUUGUUCUAUUAGAUAACUCAAAAGGGUUUCUAAAAAGGCAAUGGAUGGAUAUAAAAAUUAAAAAAUAAAAA